This is a messenger RNA of Oncorhynchus masou masou (cherry salmon), 11948 nucleotides long. Its product is annotated as protein argonaute-2-like. The coding region runs from base 488 to 3154 and encodes 888 amino acids. The transcript has 20 exons. Gene Ontology annotation, molecular function: protein binding; single-stranded RNA binding; endoribonuclease activity, cleaving siRNA-paired mRNA. The record is from RefSeq and is a predicted model, not a curated record. Gene Ontology annotation, cellular component: RISC complex. Gene Ontology annotation, biological process: regulation of DNA-templated transcription; regulatory ncRNA-mediated post-transcriptional gene silencing. Lineage: Eukaryota; Metazoa; Chordata; Actinopteri; Salmoniformes; Salmonidae.
CAGCUGUUUCUUCUUCCUGUGAAUGGCAUUCGCCAGUGGUCAAAUUGGGUAAACAGAAAUGUACAUUUGGUUGGUAACGUUACAACUCAUUUGUUGUCGCACGGUGUUAACAUGGCUUGAAUUAAAUACAUUUAAUGCAUUUUGGUUGAUCCAUCUUCCCCUGGAUUUCGACAAGUUGUAAAAUAAAGACGGCCUUGGAAAGAGCGCGCGCGGAUAAUUGCGGGCUGUGCGUGUGACAUCACACAUAUCCAUUACUAGCUCUUCUCGGCAUUGCUCGGGUUUGUAUUUAGGGGGAUGGGGCCGUGCAGAGGAUGAUAGAGCUCUCAUGGUGUUGUACUUUACUUCUUGGCUAAAUCCUUCCACUUCCUAACCGAGCCACCCACAUUGUUUUAUAUAUAGUACCAAUUCACGUAUGUAUUUUGGCCACGUUUGACCGGAGAAAAGUGGAGUAUCCGUACGACCACGGUGCACGCUGAAAAACUACAAAAUGUAUUCCAGUGGAGCUGCUGGAGCUGCUGAGAUGCUUGAACCACCUCACUCCUCGGGGUCAAUUGGCUCUGACCCCUCUGAUCCAGAUCCCCCGUCUCCCCCAGUGCCAGAGUAUGUGUUCAAACCCCCCUCGCGGCCAGACUUUGGCACCAUGGGUAGGACAAUCAAACUGCAGGCCAACUUCUUUGAGAUGGAGAUCCCCAAACUGGAGGUCUACCACUACGACAUUGACAUCAAGCCAGAGAAAUGCCCCAGAAGGGUCAACCGGGAAAUUGUGGAGCACAUGGUACAGCACUUUAAAACGCAGAUCUUUGGGGAUCGAAAGCCAGUGUAUGACGGGAGGAAGAAUCUCUACACAGCCAUGCCCUUACCCAUAGGCAGGGAAAAAGUGGAGCUGGAGGUGACCAUCCCAGGCGAGGGGAAAGACCGGAACUUCAAAGUGGCCAUAAAGUGGGUGUCCUGCGUCAGUCUGCAAGCUCUUCAAGAAGCCCUGUCUGGACGACUGCCAAACAUCCCCUUUGAGACCAUCCAGGCCCUGGACGUGGUCAUGAGACAUUUGCCCUCUAUGAGGUACACCCCCGUCGGACGUUCUUUCUUCACCCCUUCAGAGGGAUGCUCCAACCCCCUGGGCGGGGGCAGGGAGGUCUGGUUUGGGUUCCACCAAUCGGUUAGGCCUUCCCUGUGGAAGAUGAUGCUAAACAUUGACGUGUCGGCCACCGCCUUCUACAAGGCCCAGCCUGUGAUUGAGUUCAUGUGUGAGGUUUUGGAUUUCAAAAGUAUCGAAGAACAACAGAAACCCUUAACCGACUCCCAGAGAGUAAAGUUUACCAAGGAAAUCAAAGGUAAUCAUUCAUUACCAGGUCUGAAGGUUGAGAUCACUCACUGUGGUCAGAUGAAACGGAAGUACAGAGUAUGUAAUGUUACCAGAAGACCGGCCAGCCACCAGACGUUUCCACUGCAGCAGGAGAAUGGCCAGACCAUAGAAUGCACAGUAGCGCAGUACUUCAAAGACAAGUACAAACUCAUACUGCGCUACCCCCACCUCCCCUGUCUACAGGUCGGACAGGAGCAGAAACACACCUACCUCCCCCUCGAGGUCUGUAACAUAGUGGCUGGCCAGCGGUGCAUCAAGAAGCUGACCGACAAUCAAACAUCCACUAUGAUCCGUGCCACAGCCCGAUCGGCACCCGACCGUCAGGAAGAGAUCAGCAAACUGAUGAGAAGUGCCAACUUUAACAAUGAUCCUUACGUGCGUGAGUUUGGGGUGAUGGUGAGGGAUGAGAUGACCGAGGUGAACGGCAGAGUCCUCCAGGCCCCAUCCAUCCUCUAUGGAGGGCGGCAGAAUAAAGCAAUAGCAACUCCCAUCCAGGGAGUGUGGGACAUGAGGAACAAGCAGUUCCACACUGGCAUUGAGAUCAAGGUGUGGGCCAUUGCCUGCUUCGCCCCACAGAGACAGUGUACUGAACUCCUGCUUAAGGCGUUCACAGACCAGCUGCGUAAGAUCUCUCGCGACGCGGGGAUGCCCAUCCAGGGCCAACCCUGUUUCUGUAAGUACGCUCAGGGGGCGGACAGCGUGGAGCCCAUGUUCAAACACCUGAAGUACACCUACCAGGGCCUGCAGCUGGUGGUGGUCAUCCUGCCUGGGAAGACACCCGUCUAUGCUGAGGUGAAGCGUGUUGGUGACACGGUGCUAGGCAUGGCCACCCAGUGUGUCCAGGUCAAGAAUGUUCAGAAAACCACUCCCCAGACCCUUUCUAACCUCUGCCUGAAGAUCAACGUCAAGCUGGGCGGGGUCAACAACAUCCUCCUCCCACAGGGCAGGCCCCUGGUGUUCCAGCAGCCAGUCAUCUUCCUGGGUGCUGAUGUCACUCACCCUCCUGCUGGAGAUGGGAAGAAACCCUCCAUCGCUGCAGUGGUGGGGAGCAUGGACGCCCACCCCAGCCGCUACUGUGCCACGGUGCGGGUGCAGCAACAUCGCCAGGACAUCAUCCAGGACCUGGCCACAAUGGUCAGAGAGCUGCUCAUCCAGUUCUAUAAGUCCACCCGCUUCAAGCCCACCCGGAUCAUCUACUACCGCGACGGCAUAUCUGAGGGCCAGUUCAACCAGGUUAGACUUGAGGUGCUCCAACAUGAGUUACUGGCAAUCCGUGAGGCCUGCAUCAAACUGGAGAAGGACUACCAGCCCGGUAUCACCUUCGUGGUGGUGCAGAAGAGACACCACACUCGACUGUUCUGCAUGGACAGAAACGAGAGGGUUGGUAAGAGUGGCAACAUCCCUGCAGGCACCACAGUGGACACCAAAAUCACUCACCCAUCGGAGUUUGACUUCUACCUGUGUAGCCAUGCUGGCAUUCAGGGGACCAGCCGACCGUCCCAUUACCACGUGCUGUGGGACGACAACCAUUUCACCUCGGACGAGCUGCAGGUGCUAACCUACCAGCUGUGCCACACCUAUGUGCGCUGCACCCGCUCCGUGUCCAUCCCAGCACCAGCCUAUUACGCCCACCUGGUGGCAUUCCGUGCCCGUUAUCACCUGGUGGAUAAGGAGCAUGACAGUGCGGAGGGCAGUCACACGUCGGGACAGAGCAAUGGGCGUGACCAGCAGGCUUUGGCCAAGGCAGUUCAGAUCCACCAGGACACACUGCGCACUAUGUACUUCGCCUGAAGCACCGGUGGCGGGCAUUGGUGAGACAGACCCAACAGGGAAGAAGCCUUCUCUCCUCCCACCUAACCCCCUUACUGUAUCAGGUGUGGGCGUUAAGUGGGUUUGUCGUCUUGUCUCUCUCUGCCAGUAAAGGGGAAUGAUACCAAACAAAUUAGGGAGAUUUUUUUUCUCCAAAAUGUCCAGAAUUAUUUUCAAACAUGCAUACAAAACUGCUUUCUCCCCCCCCUUCCUGGCCUAACCCUGGUCAUUAUUAGGCAGUACUAUGUAAAAUGAUUCCUCAGAAAUGGGUUGUGGUGGAGUGGACUCCUUUAUUUUACAUGUUGUACAUUUUGUUUGUAUUUGUAAAUGCGGGGGAGAGAUUUGUAUUACUUUUCUUUACACUGACAGUUGGAAAUACUUGUAUCAAACUAAGGGGCGGUAUCAUCACACUUUGGUGGUGUUUAGACACUAUACAGUUUUCUGAAGGGGUCUCCAGGGUUGAAAGGAGGUGGGGAUAUCAAAGACGAGAACGGUCCGAUAGGUUUAUAAUCAUUCUUACUCUUCACAACUUUAUUUAUCAGCCAAUCAAAGCAAAGUGCACUGACCAGGACUUAAGUACACAAGUACUUAACAUCUUAUCUUUUCAUUUGUAUGUACUAUGAAUUUAACAGGCUUGGAUACAGUACCAGCCUCAAGAGUAUUUGUCCUCCAACACUGGUGACCAACACGUUUUUAUGCUGCAUCUGAUGACCGCUAAGCAAGUAAUUUUUGUAUUAGAUUUUCAUUAGACUUUGAAACUGUUAACACUUAUUUUUUAUCAAGACUUAUACAAAUUAAUAAUAUGAAAUUGUAACGACAGCAAUUUUUGCUGUCUUGCCUUUUACUUGGACUGGGUUGUUUUGUCAAUCUAUGGCCAGUGUGGCCAGCGAAUAGAAUUCCUAAUAGAAUGGGACUGGUUCCCAACAGACACCUUUUGUGUUCUCUGAGCCACAUUACAUGUGAAGACAUCUACAUUGGGGGGGGGUCAAGUCUCUUGAAAUGAAAUCUGUUGUCUCGUUUUAAUGUCCCCCUUAUUUUCAUGCAAUCUAUUUUACGAAUUUGUGCGUAGAUGACUUACACAUUCGAUUAAAGCAUUUGGAUAUUGUUAACCCUACCUAGUUUUCUUUAUGGUUUUAUGGCAGCGAAAUGGUUAUCUCCUGACUGGGGGUGGGGGGGGGGGGUGUAGUUGUAAUGCUGUCAUCUUGUAGUACAGUUGAUGUAUGAAUCGGUAUAGUAGAGUGAAACCUGUGAUGUCAAUGUCACACGUGUAGGUACUGGACUGAAGAUGGGGUGGGGUUCUAUUGGGGGAGAAAAGAUUCCAGAGACUGCUAGAUAUUUUCUCUUUGUUAUUCCUCUUAAAAAAGGGAGCAAUUAUGCUAUUCUACUAGUCGAGCAAAGUUGUACUUAUUUUUUUUUUUUUUUACAUAAGUAGUUUAAUUGUGGGCUUUGUAUCAUAGCCUCAUGGGAUAUAGGGUAUAUUUUGAAUACGCUUUUAGAAGAGAAUGCUAAAAUGAUAGAAGGAAUUUUUCAAAACGAUUGUCCGGUAUGUAGUUAUAAAGAAUAUAUAAAAUAAAAAAAAGUUUAUGCAGAGCUUGCAUGAAGAAAUUGUAAUGCUUUCCAAAAUGUUUUUUAUUCCUUUUUCUGUUCUCCUUAGUAAUGUCAUUUUAGCAGGGGUGUUUCAUAUAGCUUAGAUUGGCUGGCUUUUAUCUCGCUCUUUUCUAACUAUGCAUUGUUUUUAACCAAGAGAUUUUAGCAGUGACCUUUCCCAAAUAUGAAUUUAGGACAUUUGUAGAGUAGUAGUUUUUUGUUGCUUGGUGCGUUUUAAUAGCAUUUGUAGUGCUUCUUCCCUAGACCUUUGUAAUGGUAUGGGGGGUUGUGUUGUCAUUUGUAUUGUAUAUUUGAUAGCACAAAAAAUUCGGAAUAUACUUUGUAGAACACACAUCACUCUUAGCCAAACAAGAUUACACAUUUUAUACAAAAUUCAUGUCCUAAAGAAACUGAAGCACAAGAGACCAUUUUUAAUUCCAGGUGCUCGACUUUCUCUUUCACUAAUGUCACCUUAAAUCUCAAUGGACUUGUCCAAGAUGCUCUUCACUUGCCAUAAGUAUGGUAAUAGAUGCUGAAGUGGUUUUGAAUACUUUUUUUUCCUUCUCGCUACCUUAAUGACAUACAUUUCUCAUUACCUUCAAAGUCAUCCGAAGUCCGACUGACUGUUUGUGGAGCAUUCUUAGAAAUCAAGUACUUGAUAUUUACUUGGUUUUUUCCUUUAUCUUUGCUGGUCUCGCGAUUUGUAAAUUUUGAUGUAUUUUUGAUAGUAGUGAACAUAAAUUCCAUUGAUUGGUCAAGCCAAGCAAGAGACCCGGACAUACAUUAUGUGCAAUUGUGUUGAAAUGGCUGUGUGUUCUACCUCUUGUUACCUGUUCAAGUGUUAUGGUAACGUCACACUGUUGGUCAUUUCUUCAUAAUUACACAGGAUAUUAUAUCUGGUUGUCUUGUGUUUACACCUUUGUCAUGUAUGACAGUCAGUGAACCUGCGGUCUGUCGUCAUAGUUUCAUAGUUCUUGUGUGGGAUCUUAAAUCUUGUUCAAUAUGUUUCCAAAACAAACAAUGUGAUUUGAGAGCAAAUUAUUUGAUCGUAACAAGCUUAUUAUUUUAAUUGUUUUAUGCGCCAAUGCAUUAAUGUUUAGCACCUCAUUGCAUAUCUUUGGAGAUCGAUGGAGUUGCCUAACAGACUGCGUUGUAAACAUGUUGGUAAAGCCAAGGCUAAUAACAAUUUAGCUGCUCACCCACAAUUUGAUGAUUAGUAUUGUACGUUGACAUUUUUAUUUUAAGCUAUUUGCUUAAUACUUUUGAAUAUGCAACAUGUACUGCUGUGCUCCCAUAGAUACACAUGGGGUACACAGAAAGGCAUCUCCCAUGUUGCUUUAAUUGGGUUCAUUGAAUGAAAUGUUGUUUUUGGAAUGUGUCGUCUUAGCUCCCCUGUUGUUGUUGCUGUGUUAACUAAUCAAGCAUGACUUGUUGUAGGGUGCACUGGUCAAAACAGCAUGUUUGCUUGUCCAUUGAAUUGUGAACAUUCUCCUUUCAAUAUGGCUAAAGCUCAACUUUCCAUACUACCUUAUUUCAUCCAUUUUCCCUCCCUGAAGUCUGCCUCGCCUUUUGUUCACCCUAAACUUGUUUCUUGGGAGAUGUGGUCUUGUUACUGCUUAUUUGUGUUUUUAGUUACUUAUUUAUACACAGCACCUUGGAUUAUACCAGACCUGUACAGCAUUGCUUUUCCUGAAAAUAUCCAAAACAUUUGAUGUUAUUUUGCACUAAAAUAAAAACCCGUUUGGAGCUGUAGUAUAGUCACUAGUUUAUUGUCUGAGAGAAAAUGAGACCAGAUCAGCUGGUGAUAUGAUGCAUCAUGAGUCUCAAUACCAAGCUAGUUUGUCUGAGACCAUACCAAGUCAUUGCAUUGACAACUGGUCCCAGAUUACACACAAUCAAAUUGUAUUGGUCACAUACACGUGUUUAGCAGAUGUUGUAGGAAAUGCUUGUUUCUAGCUCCAACAGUGCUGUAAUAUCUAACCAUUUCCCAACGUAUACCCAAUAUACACAUCUAAGUAAGGAACGGGAUUAAGAAUGUAUACAUAUACAGACGAGCAAUGUCAGCGGCAUAGACUAUGACACAGUAUAUACAAAUGAGAUGAGUAAUACAACAUAUGUAAACUUUAAUAAAGUGGCCAGUGAUUUCAAGUCUGUGUGUAUAUAGGCAGAAGCCUCUGUGCUAGUGAUGGCACACUAAGUCAGACAUUCAGAUGGUUACACCUAGGCCUGUUUGUCGAGAGGGUUUCUCCCAGCCAGCAUGCAGUGGGGAUUCACUGAAAAUAAUGCCUUUUUAACGUCAUCGUCAGAUAAAUAACCGCCACGGGGUUGUCAUUGAAUCUCCUCCCAAAAGAGGGUGCUAUUCAUAAUUUAUUCUAUUGAGCUUUUGUAUUUCUAUGGCCAUGAAAAAGUUGAGGGAAAACCAUAUGCAAAACAAUAGUCGAAACUGACAUUUAUCUUACCAUGUAUUAGGAUGAUGAGUAGACGUCUGGUAGUUGGAACAUUCUGAUUGUAUAUCUUAUUGGUUGUGUAAAUGUGUAGCUAUAGUCUGAUGCCAAAGUUGUGUGUGGAAAAAGGGUCCAGCAAGUUGUUGGUUAAAUGUGUAUUACCUGCGUUGUUGUGGUCGCCAGAAUUAGAGAAGUCGGAGGCAUCAAAGAAUGUGGCAGAAUUAGUAGCAUAUCCGUAUGUAGGAGUUGACUGCACACCUUUUUUGACCGGAGAACACCUUGCUAUAUUGAAGCAAUAAGGCACCUCGGGGGUUUGUGGUAUACAGCCAAUAAACCACAGCUAAGGGCUGUUCUUAGGCGCAACGCAUUGCGGAGUGCCUGGACACAGCUCUUAGCCAAGGUAUAUUGGCCAUAUACCACAAACCCCUGAGGUGCCUUAUUGCUACUGGUUACCAAGGGGCGGCAGGUGGUUAGUGGUUAGAGCAUUGGGCCAGUAACCGAAAGGUUGCUGGAUCGAAUCCCCGAGCUGACAAGGUAAAAAUCUGUCGUCUGCCCUUGGACAAGGCAGUUAACCCACUGUUCCCUGGUAGGCCGUCAUUGUUAAUAAGAAUUUGACAUUAACUGACUUGCCUAGUUACAGGUUACAUUUAAAACUAACAUAAUUAGAGCAGUAAAAAUAAAUUGUUGGCACACCCAUGGUAUACGGUCUGAUAUACCGUGGCUUUCAGCCAAUUAGCAUUCAGGGCUGGAACCACCCAGCUUUAAACGAUUUAGUUUAAAGUUAAAUCAGGAAUGUACGCAAGUGAGAUACAGUUGCCAUAGGGAAGUCAUCCGUAGAUGGAAUGUGUAUUUGGUCUUGUACAAAAUAACAUUAAAAUCAUGCACAGACUAUCUCAAGUUAGUAAUUAUUGCAUGAAAUCAAGACAUGCAUAUGCAUCGUGGGCCGUGAAUAACAACUAUGUUGAUGGGGGUGUUUUCUUGUAUUAGAAGGCAUAUCAUGUUAAUAGAUAAUUGGAACUGAACAGUGGCUUUACAUUCUCGUCCCACGCCCUUGCAGGAAAAGUUGCUCUUCAUAUAAGGCUGAGACUCCAAGUCCUAUCAGAAGGUCUUUGUAUUAUCAAUGUUUAGGAUUAAAUCGAUGUUGAGCAUUUGCCACCUGAUUUUUGUACUGUCAGUCUAAGUAUUUGUGGAAAACAAAUAUCGAUAACUAAAGGUUAUGACUAAUAAUAGUCUGUCUUACACAUAAAGACAAUAGAUCCAAUAUUUAUCUUUAUCAUGCUUAUUUGAGUUGUUGGGGUCUGUUUGCGUGACAUUUUCAAAGGUAUCUCAGAUGGUGUAGCUUCUCCAUUGCUUAGCUUUACCCUGUAGUAGUUUUCACUUGUAUAGCUUUGAUUUGGGCAGAACAUUGUCUAGAUGUGCUGAGUAGUAGUAGUAUUGGCUGGCUUUUCUAUCCUAUCCAGCUAAGGUAAUGGCUCCUGUAUUACAGAGGAAAGUGAAAGCAAACAAAGUAAAUUACAAAGCGGGUGCUAUCUGUGUUCAAACUAUUUUAUACUGUGGGCAAACAAACUAUAUAAAAUCGGAUGUGUGUACAGAAAGGCCGCUCUCCUUUACCCAUCUUCCCUUGAAGGUCUACAUUUGAAAUAACAUCCCUGUUUAGAAGAGUAACUUAUUUUCUUAACUCAAAUGUAACAAUGAAUGUACUUAUGGCCAGUGUAUUUGUAAUAUUAAGUUGUAUCCACCUGUAAUUUAUGCUUGUAUCCAUAACUUUUUUUAAAUGCAUGCUCAUUAGCUUCAGUCCACAAACCUUAAACUGAUUGGCUCCUGAAAGUGGGAUAAAGUCCAACUUCAGUCUUUGUUUUCCAAAGUACCUUAGCAUAGGCUAACAUCACAUAUUGUCAAAUAAUGAAUUCCCCUUCUGUCAUCACAUUGAAUAGACAUGAGUAAGAAACUGAUUAUAGUCUCAUACAUCUUGUUCAUCAGAAAGCAAAAUGUUAUCAUUUAAUAGUUGAUUUCUUAGUUACAUUUGAAAGCUAUCACGGGAACAUUUAGACUUCUAUAAAAUAAAACACUUUUGCUACAUAGUGUCACACUGGUGCAAAGAUCGGUCCGUUUUUAUCUUUUUUCCUUUGUGUGUGAUUUUUGGCUUAUGCUCGUCUUGGUUCUGAUAUUCCACUACAGUACACACUAGAUAGUUUUAUGGAAAAUGACUAAUGCUGUCUCAGGCAACUAAUCCAACAUUUUAAUUUUGUGUUGACACCUUUGUCUGCAAAUGUCCAAGUUUUGAAGAUGCUUAUGAUCUCUAACAUGACGUGAUGCUGUCUCAGUGCCAUGGCUUCAGCAUGUCCUGCUGUGAUGAGCGUCCCAUAUCUCAGUCUACUCUCCCCCUUGAGUAAACGGCACGAUUGUUUUCUAGUGUUCUUCGGUUGAGCUGAUUCCAAGCACUAGGCCAGGAUUGUCGUUAUGCCAAGCUUGACCCCCUAUGAUCCUGUUUAAAAAGAGAACGGAGCCUUCAUAGUGCUUCACCAAACUAAUGCCAUAUAUGUGCAUUUAACAUGCAGGACUGACAUGGAUAUGUUAUAUCCUUCUGAAAGAAUUGAGGGCUUGAGAAUGACUUGGCUUUUUAUAUACCAACUUAGUAAACUACCUCAAAACGGUCUCGGGUGCUAGUGUUUAUCCCUAAUUUAUGACGAAGACAAAAAUCAAUUGUAGUGACCAAACAACAUAAGCCAAUACUGUGUAUUAGAUGGACAUUAUUUUACAUCCCAAAAAUGUAUUACAGAUUAACUUUACAUACAAAAACAAAGUUCAAAGGACCAAAUUUUGUAAUUGCAGUUCAAGUCUCAAUGUUAUUAUAUAUGCAUGCGAGUUCUCUUUUUAUUUUUUUAUAACUGUAGUGAUAACAAAAAUAACCAAUGAACGCUUAGCUAGCAGAAACUGAGUUGGGAGGAGUUCGCGUAGCAAUAUAAGCUGUAGUCAUGACUGGAUGAUAUAUUGACGUGCCAAUCGAAUGGCUAUUUAUUCGUCCAUCUAAUCACUUACUAUUCCUGCUAUAAGUUUUUGGUAGUAUUAAAUAUAAAUAAUGGGCUGCAGAUGGAGGCUUGUCAAUGGGAUGAUGUAUGCAGAGCAAUAACUACUGAAGUCCAAGCUAAGGUUGUGAUUUGCUUGACUAGGUGUAAUGCAAGUCUCACCUAGUGAGCUACAUGAACCCUGCCUUGUGAUCUAGUCAACUACAGCAGGCCUCAGACUCGGUGGCGUCUUUCAUUCAGCCUUUAAGAGAUGGAUGUCUGAUAAAUGGAAUAUACUUGUAGCUUAGCAAACACAUGGUCCACAGUUAAAGCUUACUAAGGGUCUGACACAAUCUGCAUCUUUAAGUGAUUUUAUCCAGUACCGCAAUAAAACCACCAAGGCUUUUAUUUCAUUUUGUUGUUGCCCUUUACCAGUUUUAAUCUGUUCUUACACCCAGAAAAAGGAAAAUAACUAUCAAACUUAAUUAUCCACAUUUGUAAUGUUUUAGAUGAGGUUAAUAUAUGUGUUUUUGCAUGCUACAUUUUACGAAGUGAAUACAUUUGAACUACACUUUCCUCAAUGUUUUGUACAUUGACAUGAUAUACAGAUGUAGCCUACUGGCAUAUUUCAGUCACUUAAGAUAAUCUGAUAGCCCAAUGGAAAGGUACAACAAUGGUAUGGAAAUUAAAUUCCAAUUCUCGUGUCAUUGUCAUCUGAUCUGAAAACAUCACAUGUUUUUAUGGUGUGCCUUUUUAGAGAUUUAUUGUCCACCAAUCCUAUUUGAGUUGCUCACCCAUAUUUGAUUUACAGCACCACAUAAAAUAAUUUCCACAUUAUCAUGCCAACUUGAGUGAAGACGCUGCAUAGAGUGAUCAGUAUUUGUGUUUUGCACUUUCGAAGCAGUUUAAAAAAAAUGCCCGCUUAAGGCAGAUAGAAAAAUGUAUAAAACACAAGGUAUUUUAUGCUAUCAACAUGAAUAAUGACUGAAGAGCUUUUCUAAAAAGGUAAAGAAAUAUCUAUAUAUAUUCACAAAGUACCUCAUAAGCCUGAAAAUGCUGCAUUGACUUUUCUCAUUUUUUAUUUUGUCUUCAUAUUGUCCAAUAAAAUGUAAAUAUCCCCUUUGGGAGGUUUGAUUGUCACAAGGCUGUGUAUAUGUCAUGCAAAACCAGUUCACUGUCAAACAUUUAAAUGGUAUUUUCUGAACCUGAAGCCAAAAUAAAUGGUUGUGUGAGAUUGUGUCAUGUAUGUACUUUUCUUAAAUACAUUUAUCAUCAUUCUAAAUUGUAGCCACACACUUUCCAUGUUUUGCUUGUUAGGAUGCUGUGAGUGUCCAAAGAACCCAAAAAGUUAGGAAUUCAUGUCAUUUUCCAUCAACAAAACUAUGGCGACUCCAUACUGUUGGACGUGACCGUUGACUCCGGUAUUGCCAUUGAGGGCUGUAUCUGCAACUGUUUGUCCUCCCUAUCUUAUUCUCCCACACCUUUGUCUUAAGAUAGCCUUAGAACUUCAAAUGGGGUACCUUCUUCUAGUAUAUUUGGCCUUAAGUACAAAAUUAUGCACUAGAAUCCACACCUUGAGAAACCAUGUCAUGCAUGCGUCAUUGCCACAUAUCUACCUCCUAUGAAUGUGUGUCCUGAAGAUGCAGUCACCUGAUUUUUAAUUUGUUCUGUUACUCUUUUUAUUUUUAUUUUAUGACAAUCAUCCUUGAAUUAUGAAUUAAAUAUUUUUGAAAAGCCCUA